UGGACUUGCCGUUGCCUACCUCCCUCCAGCUUCUUUCUGUGCAUCGCGCUGCUUGGGCGUUGUUGCUGGUACUUUUAGAGCAUUUUGGGUGUGAACUACAGCCCGCCUUCUCUGGGCUAUUCGGCGGUGUACUCGACUACCUGUCUGACCUAAUAUGCGUGGAUGAUGAGUCUAUUCAUAUGCAACUUUCUGCUCUACUUGAAAAACUUUUGAAACAUCCGCUUCUUCUAAGGUGUUCCUACUCCAUUUUUUUCAAAGUUUCAAAAGCCCUUAGCGCUGUGUUAAAAUAUUCGAAGACGAAUAACCUCAAAGAACACAUAUGCUCAAUUGCUUUUAAUAUUGCGAAAUUUAUUAAAGAUCGUAAAUUUAUUGCACAAGUUGUCUAUCUUUUCUGGGCGUAUGCAUACGAAGAUUUCUUGGCCGAGCAGUUAAUACAGCUCAUCACGCGCUAUGCUUCGGUCGCAUGGAUAAGCCUCAAUGCUCCUUCUGAAUAUCCGGGAUUAUCAAUAUUAACCUCCGAUAGUGAGCCGCUCUGCAUACAAGUUGUGAACUUGGGGACUUUAUUGCUAGAACGCCUAAAGAUACCAACUGUUACUGGCGCACCUGUUUUAAGCGAGAGAACUUUUUCUGAUUUUAAAGUUCUUGGGCUCAUUGCCUGCGCUUCUUUGCGCGUGAUAGUUGAGCAGGGCAUCGUAGAGCAGAAGUGGACUGAAAAAAUUGUCGUUUUUAUUACUUCUACUAUUGAAUUUUGGUUGAGCGCCUUGGCGGUGCAUGGACGUGUAAAUAAACAGCUGCUCAAUAUAAUUAUGGGGGCCAUUUCAAAGUUCCCUUGCGUUUCUUACAAGGAGGGCCUUAUAUCUUCGAAGACACUUGAUUCGCUAGGCUGUAUACUCGGUUGGAUAUGGUUGUCAAACCAUUUCCUGCCUCUCUUUCAGUGCAAACACAGCGAUGAGGCGAGCCUGCUGAUGGUUGCGUCCAGCGCCUUGUAUCGCGCAGAGGAACUUCUCUCUUCCGUUCUUCGCGAAGCAACAAAGUUUGAGUGGCCCAGCGUUAGAGUGAAGGCUCUUUUUAGUGUGGCCGAGCAUGAACAGACUCAAAUUUUCAGUUGCCCAUUCUCCAUUGACUUAAAACAUAAAUGCGUGUUUGGCCUGGGUCUCCUACCCGACCAUUUUGUCAAUAUCAAGAUAUUUAUAAUAAAUUCUUUUUUACUCGACUUAGUUUCAUUAGAGAGCCAUAAGGAGUACACCUGCAAAGACGGAUCAUUCAGUCUUGAGGGCUUGUUUCAUCUACUCCACCCCACAUCAACAUUCACUCAACGGAUGGAAUUCAUAUCCCGCAUUAUCCGGUCCUUGUGCUACUGCUUGGGCUUGGAUUGGUGCGCCUGUCCUGUCUUGGAGCUCUUUUGCGGUCUCCCGUGCUUUUUGUUUGCCAAACACGACUCAGCAGCAGAGGCUUGUCUUUGCAGAGCCAAGAAAACUUCACAAGACUCCUCCGUUUGUUCUGAAAGCGCACACGCCGUCGUGGAUCUUGCUGGACUCAUUAUCCAUGCGGCCACCUCGGACACUUCGAUCUUGUUAUUGACGGGGGAGCAUGCCAAGAGAUUAUUCAUUCUCUUUCUCGACACUCUUUUCCGCCACCUCACAAUUCACGACGUAUUUACCCUCGACGCUGGACUUGCCCGCCACAUCAUCACCACAUGCACGACUCUUCUCCGAGACAGCAGUCCGCGUGUGAGAUAUCUGAUGGGGUAUUUUUCCUAUAGGCUUUUACGCACGCUCUUCUCAACAAGUUUAGCAAUAAACUGGGCAUUCUUGUUCACAAUGAAUGGCAUCAAGCAGCGGUGGAUCUGGAUAGAAUUACAGUACGCCCUUCACAUUUUCGCUGGUGCAGCUUUUCCCUUUACCUUUUUCAUUGUUAUUAGAGUCCUGAAAACACGUUUUUAG
Molecule: messenger RNA, 1943 nt
Organism: Zophobas morio
Lineage: Eukaryota; Metazoa; Arthropoda; Insecta; Coleoptera; Tenebrionidae
Exons: 12
Coding region: 180-1943 (587 amino acids)
Source: RefSeq, a predicted model, not a curated record